AUGGCAGACCUUGAGUACAUAUCUGUACUCGAGGACAUUAAGCAAUUUGUUCUCAAUGACAAGCUUUCCUACCGCGGCAUCUGCACCGAGGAGGAAUUUGACGCCACAGUAGAGCGCUGUCAUGCCAAGCAGGUGGAAUGGAAGACUGCGGCCCGGGAUAUGCAGCAGUGUAUCGAGUGGGACGUCUGGGUUUUCUAUUUCCUCGAUUACAACAAUGCGGAGGCGGUUGUCAAUUUCCCUGGUAGAUUUCAGAUCGCUGGCGAUGGUCCACGCGCGCGGAAAUUCGAAUUGGUUGAGAGGAGGAUAAUGCUUUCUAACUUUGAGGUGCUGAAUAUCUGGAAGGCGAAGAUAGAGAAGCUGGAGACAGAGGAGAAGAGAUUGAGGGACGAGGGAAAGUUCGAAUGGGAGAAAUUGAUGACUGCGGCGCUUCAGAAGAAGAAGCGUGGCUAUCUUGAUUUCGAAAACAAGCAGCGAAAGAGGUUUGCAGACCAAAUUCAUCAAUUUUACAAGGUCAAGGCAGAUGGUGUGAGAGAGGAGAUUAAUGCAUUGGAGGUUGAAUUGGAAAGGAUGGGGGAGUAUGUUAAACAGCGGUUGGAAGCCAUUCAUCAAGACUUCUAUGGGUUACCAGUCGAUAAGGAUGAUAAAGUGACAGGAGUAUUGCUAAGAGUCAUCCUGUACAACUUUGCCUUAACAGCCUCUCCAUAUAAACAGAUAUACUACUUUGAGAUCUCUUUAUCUAUUCACGAACAUACACUGGAUCUUUUUACAAUCGGCGAAAUACGCAUCAAACAUCAGGCUAUAAGAAUGAAAGAAGAACUGUCAGUCUUGGAGGAUCUACGACUAUAUGCAGCCAAUAUUGGAGCGUCGUAUAGAGGUUCAUGUAGUGAUCGUAAUUCUGAACAGAUGGUAGAGUCUAAGAAGCGGUCUGAAACGCGCAAGGUGAAGGAUCAGAUAUCUACUGAUUUAACUAAACAGCGUCAUUAUCUGCUCCAAAAUGUCCCGUUUUUACAGAUUUUAAGCCAAAGUUGUUACAAGAGUAAAAAAGAUCAAAAAGUACAGAAAGGGGUUUCAGAGACCGAUCCAUACUGGCUCAAAUUGCAACAGCUUUACGGUACUGGCACAUACUGA
Botrytis fragariae is the source of this 1128-nucleotide messenger RNA. RefSeq lists its product as uncharacterized. The record is from RefSeq and is a predicted model, not a curated record. The transcript has 7 exons. The coding region runs from base 1 to 1128 and encodes 375 amino acids. NCBI's taxonomy places the organism in Eukaryota, Fungi, Ascomycota, Leotiomycetes, Helotiales, Sclerotiniaceae.